GUUCAAACCAAAACUGUACUUUGGCAAUGUUAACAUGGUUAAAACAUCAUCAUUGGAAGAAAAACUGAGGACUGUAAUUGAAAAGAAGUAUCCACAUCAAGAUUCUGUGUCCCUUGCCAAAGAUGUUCAUUUCUAUGGGACCCAGUAUGUAAAGGGCAUGAUAGUUUCUGCUGGGCAAUGCAGUGGACUGCCACAUUUCUACAAGAUACUGAACAUUGUGGUCAACUUUGAGAAAGUGUCCUUUGUCAGUAGAAAGCUCUCCUCUUGGUUUAUCGAACAUUACAGGUCUUACCAAGUAACUGACAGCGGCACAGACAUUGAAAUCCUGGAUCCAGAGGCUUUGAAUGAUUACCACCCUUUGGCUGCAUACCCAGUUGCUGGAAAGUUAAUGGUGACCCCCAGGACGUGCCUGCUGCAUUGAAUGAAAUGGCUUUGUUACUGCGAGUACACAUAAAUCUGAAACUUAUCCGGAAAGUCCAGCUGACGAAGACCCCUGAAUCUUUGGACGAACUAAAAAAUGUACUACGAGAAAAACUUGAACUUGACGGUGAAUUCGCUGUACAGUAUGAAGACCCAGAUUUUGGGAAUGCAGUGUGUAACCUGAUGGACAUUGCAGAGUUGCCACCAGAAAAGGCUGUCUUGCACAUUAUUUGGAAUAUUGAUGAAUCGCAGACGCCAUCCCAUUCAUCCUCCAUCUCUUCCCUUGAUACAGCCAGCAUCAGUUCACCAGCCUCCUCCCACAGCUCAUCUUCAAUUAUUCGCACCUUCAUGAGAAACAUUUCAGAGUGGCCUUCUCCAUUUGUGGUCCCCUCUUUCUCAUAUGAUGUGGAGUUAAAGCUCCGUAAGGGCAAUGACAUUUAUGAAAAAACUGGGCAAGGUCUAAGUGUAACGAGAGACAUGAAAAUGGAAAUUCUAGACAAGCUGGCACAAGAAAUAUUUGCUCUGAAAGCCUACCCUGAGAAAUAUCAAAUAGUAUCGGUUGCCUCUGAACUUGUCAACAAACAUCCGUGCCUUAAGGAGCCUGGUAGCGGCACAGGAUACGAUGGUUGGACAACAAGCAUCAAGUACAAACUUGGAAACUACCAAUCUAAACUGCGCCAGGCUGGAUGUAAUGAGGUCAGUGUAAACAGGAAAAGAGGGAGGGAUGACGAAGUUGAUGAGGGUAGGUUUUCCUUGAAAAAACCAAAGCGAGGUGAAGUCAAUCAUGUUCCUGAUCAUCCAGAAAACUACAAUGAUGAGACACUAGAAGACCAGAGAUGUGUCCUGGUGGGUGAAAUGAAAAAGAAGGGGAAAGACAUGGAACUCAUCAGACAGAAGAUGGACCUCACAUUCUCCCUUAGGAGAAAGGAGAUCGUGGAGGUGGAGCCCAUGGUCUUGGAAAUCCAGGAGAGAUGGCCUGCUCUCUUUCUGAGAGAACAGGCAAGACAGAUUUAA
Molecule: messenger RNA, 1434 nt
Organism: Sander lucioperca (pikeperch)
Lineage: Eukaryota; Metazoa; Chordata; Actinopteri; Perciformes; Percidae
Exons: 2
Coding region: 427-1434 (335 amino acids)
Source: RefSeq, a predicted model, not a curated record